GGAAACUUUCUUUUUACGGGGUCAUUUUUAUUCUCGUUUUAUAGAGAAAAUUGGAUUUGGAAAGUGGCAGAGAGAGACAUAGAGAGGCCAUAUAAAGAAAGCGAGGGCAUGCCACAGAGAGAGAGAGAGAGAGAGAGAAACAGGGAAAACUGUGUGAGUGUGUUUUGUGGUACUUUUUGAACUUGCAGGUUUUUGGAGUAUUGUGUCGGGGGUUGUCUGAUUUUGGAGAGUGUUUUAAUGGGUUGGCUUUAAAUUUUUGUAUUUUGGGUUUUCUUUAAAGGUAUAGAAUUAUUAUAGUUUAUUUGUUACCUUAGUGAGAGAGAUCAAGAACAGGAAAGCCUAAGAUUCUAAGAUCUUCUUUCUGUAUAUAAACAUAUACCACUUGGCUUUUUUUCUCUGUGUACUCUACAUACAUACCAAGCCUUUGUUCUCUCCUCUUCCUUUGUUUUUAGACAACCAAGAAAAGGAAAAAGCUUUUGGUGUAAGAGAUUCACUAAUCCUCAGCAAUUGAAAUGGAGGUUAGCAUGAGCUUUUCACAUGACAUGGAUGAUGAAUAUGAGAAACUCAUCCGGAGAAUGAACCCACCGAGGGUUGUAAUUGAUAACAAAGCCUGCAAGAAUGCUACGGUGAUAAGGGUGGAUAGUGCAAACGAGUAUGGGAUACUUCUGGAAGUUGUACAAGUUCUAACUGAUCUUAACCUUAUCGUAACCAAAGCGUAUAUCUCUUCGGAUGGUGGCUGGUUCAUGGACGUUUUUAAUGUCACCGAUCAAGAUGGAAACAAGGUUACAGAUGAAGGGGUUCUGGAGUAUAUUCAAAAGUCUCUUGGUCCGGAGGCUUGCUUUGCAUCUUCCAUGAGAUCUGUUGGGGUUAAACAAUCAAUGGACCAUACUGCAAUUGAGCUAACUGGAAGUGACAGACCGGGAUUACUCUCUGAAGUGAGUGCUGUCCUCACCAAUCUCAAAUGCAAUGUAGUGAGUGCGGAAGUCUGGACGCACAACACAAGGGCUGCGUCAGUGAUGCAUGUUACUGAUGAGGAGACGGGGUUGGCAGUUACUGAUCCUCAGAGGUUAGCCAGGAUUAAGGAAUUAUUAUGCAAUGUGCUUAAGGGCAGCAACAAAACCAGGGGAGCUAGGACUGUUGUAUCUCACGCUGUUACACACACUGAAAGAAGGCUUCACCAAAUGAUGUUUGCAGAUAGGGAUUAUGAACGAGUUGAUGAUGGUCUCUUGGAUGACAACCAAAGACCAAAUGUGAAUGUUGUUAAUUGGCAGGACAAAGACUACUCGGUGGUGACUAUUCGGAGUAAAGAUAGGCCAAAGCUUCUCUUCGAUACAGUUUGCACUUUGACAGACAUGCAAUAUGUGGUUUUUCAUGCAAGUAUUGAUGCUGAGGGUCCAGAAGCUUAUCAGGAAUACUAUAUCAGGCAUAUAGAUGGAUCCCCUGUGAAAUCAGAUGCAGAGAGACAAAGAGUGAUACAAUGCCUUGAAGCAGCUAUUGAGAGAAGAGUAUCUGAGGGUUUGAAGUUAGAACUCUGCACUACUGACAGAGUUGGGCUGCUAUCUGAUGUCACUCGGAUCUUUCGAGAGAAUAGCCUUACCGUAACCCGAGCAGAAGUGGCAACCAAAGCAGGCAAAGCUGUUAAUACGUUCUAUGUUCGUGAUGCAUCAGGCUACCCUGUUGAUUCCAAGACCAUAGAGGCAAUCAGGGAAGUAAUUGGGCAGACCAUACUUAAAGUGAAAGGCAGCCCUGAAGACCCAAAACCAGGUUCUGAGGAAUCUCCAACCAGGUUCCUCUUUGGGGGUCUCUUCAAGUCCAGAUCUUUUGUCAAUUUUAAAUUGAUUAGGUCCUAUUCUUGAAGAACUGGUGAAUGGGUCAUACAUCUCGCCUCCUCUUGUACAUAAGAACCCGCUCUAGUCCAACUUCACCAAAGUAGACCAUUUUAGUGGUUUAUUGACUUAAACUUAGGAAGCACAGCCAUUGGUAAACGAAAGCAAUAGAGUGAAGUGUUUGUAAAUACCGCCCCUAUCAGCUUCCCCUUUAGCCUUUAUUUGUUACUGUCAUCCAACCUAACGUUGGGUCAAGAAAGCAAAGAAGGAUAAUCUGAUUUGUGAAAUGAUCAGAGAACUCUGUACAUAAUAUUUCUUAUCCAAUGUUUUGGUAGGUAGCCUUAUAUUA
Molecule: messenger RNA, 2175 nt
Organism: Prunus mume (Japanese apricot)
Lineage: Eukaryota; Viridiplantae; Streptophyta; Magnoliopsida; Rosales; Rosaceae
Product: ACT domain-containing protein ACR4-like
Source: RefSeq, a predicted model, not a curated record